This is a messenger RNA of Diospyros lotus (date-plum), 959 nucleotides long. Its product is annotated as 60S ribosomal protein L13-1-like. The transcript is spliced from 5 exons. The record is from RefSeq and is a predicted model, not a curated record. Gene Ontology annotation, molecular function: structural constituent of ribosome; RNA binding. Lineage: Eukaryota; Viridiplantae; Streptophyta; Magnoliopsida; Ericales; Ebenaceae. The coding region runs from base 144 to 767 and encodes 207 amino acids. Gene Ontology annotation, biological process: translation. Gene Ontology annotation, cellular component: ribosome; cytosolic large ribosomal subunit.
CAUAAACCGUCUGCUAGGGUUUUUCCAGUGUUGUUCCCUCUAUAUAUUAAGACGGCACAAGUUUCCCUUCAAUUAUCGGGAGGGGAGAGAGCAUCUCAGCUCGUCGGCAUUUCAUCUCAGUCUACUCGUCGUCAAGGUAAGCCAUGGUUAAGCAUAACAAUGUUGUGCCUAGUGGGCACUUCAGGAAGCACUGGCAGAACUAUGUAAAGACCUGGUUUAAUCAGCCAGCUCGCAAAACCAGAAGAAGAGUUGCAAGACAAAAGAAGGCUGUGAAGACUUUCCCUAGGCCCACAGCUGGACCGCUUCGUCCCAUUGUCCAUGGGCAGACAUUGAAGUACAAUAUGAAGCUAAGGUCUGGAAGGGGAUUUUCUCUUGAGGAGCUUAAGGCAGCAGGUAUUCCCAAAAAACUUGCCCCAACCAUUGGCAUAGCUGUUGACCAUCGACGCAAAAACCGUUCCCUUGAGAGUCUCCAGGCUAAUGUCCAGAGACUGAAGACGUACAAGGCCAAGUUGGUUGUCUUUCCUAGGCGUGUUCGCAAAUUCAAGGCUGGUGAUUCUGCUCCGGAGGAAUUGGCAACAGCCACCCAAGUCCAGGGUCCUUACAUGCCUAUUGUGCGUGAGAAGCCAACCGUGGAGCUGGUUAAGGUCACGGAUGAGAUGAAAUCAUUCAAUGCCUAUGCCAAGCUACGUGUGGAGCGCAUGAACAAGCGCCAUAUUGGUGCCAGGUUGAAGAAGGCUGCCGAGGCUGAGAAGGAAGAGAAGAAGUAGAACAUGUUUUUUUUGCCUAUUAGAGAAGCAGCAGUGUGUUUUGGCCAUGCCAAUGUUGGGAUCUUUUUGAUUUUGCUGAUCCAGGUUUACUUUACUGGAUUUCUCUCGAACAAGUAGUAGUCCUAGCGUUGAAUGUAUGAAUUUUCACGAUUACUUAGUUUAUAUCAUUGUUUGGAUUUUUGUGUUGUAUCA